This is a messenger RNA of Darwinula stevensoni, 573 nucleotides long. The record is from the annotation of a GenBank genome assembly. NCBI's taxonomy places the organism in Eukaryota, Metazoa, Arthropoda, Ostracoda, Podocopida, Darwinulidae.
AUGAGGUCAUCGUGGCAUCGAAGCCGACCGUGUGACGUCCGAGGCUUUUGCACGGGCCUCGGCCUUCCUUCCGGAUCUACGGCCUUCCGGAUCCAUGGCCUUCCGGAUCCAUGGCCUUCCGGAUCCAUGGCCUUCCGGAUCCACGACCGCACUGGCUCACGUGUUGAUGAGGAAGGAGAAGGACAUCCCAUCCCUCUGAUCCCUUAUGAAUGUUCUUCUUUGGGCAUCAGCAUUGGCAGUUUUGUCAACCUGCUGAUGGCUGAUGGCACUGAUGGUGCCAUACCAGCAACCUAUGCUAGGGAAAGAGAGAGAGAGAAAACAUGGGACAUGGAUUAUGAUCCCCUUACUGCCAGGAGCAACCAGAUGCCUCCAAACACCUCUUCUGAAGACAGUGCUCCAAUGGUGACACUUUGCCAUAAGAUUGUGGAUGAGUCUCUCGAGCCUCCCAAAAGCAUGGCCAAAGCAUGGAAGGAAGGGAGGAUAAAACUAUGCCCCAUCGAGGAAAGUCUGAUGUCCGUCCACAGUCCCAAGGUGCCAGACCAUGAUUUCUUUGAAAAGGUAAAUUCCUGGUAG